AUGGAUCUACGCGAAGAUACGUUGGAUCCCGCCCAUAGGAAGACUUUCAACUGGUUUAUAGAUUUGAGUGGCUCUUCCCGCGAAGGACCGUCGUCUCCUUUCCUACGAUGGCUCUCCACGGAGGAGCCAAUGUUUUGGCUCAGCGGCAAGGCAGGGUCGGGAAAGUCGACAUUGAUGAAAUUCCUGAUCACACACCCAGAUCUUGAUGCGGUCCUCCACACCACGAUCCCAGGCAAGAGAAUCCUAGUCGCCUGGCACUAUCUGUUCGAACGAGGCAAAGAUCCCCUUCAAAAAUCACUGGAAGGACUCUUACGCCACCUUUUGUAUCACCUCGUCUCCCAAAAUAAACUUUUCGCUAAGCCCAUUUUCCGGCAGCAGAAAGUCACCCGGACCUUCAAUUACCAAAAGAAAUGGUCGUGGAAAGAGCUGAAUAUGGCUCUCCAGGCGGUGUUGACAGAAAAGCCUCCCGAAUUUGAGGUGAUCUUGCUCAUUGACGGACUCGACGAAUAUCGGCCGGUGGAAAAGUUAUUGGCAACCGAGAACGGCCAAUAUGAUGACGACGACGACGAUGACGACGACGAAGACCCUAGCUCUGACCAAGCGAGAAUGAUCGCGGAUGGCCACCACGAGAUCGCAGACCUCGUCUGUAAGCUUUCCCAAUUCGAAAAUGUCCGCCUGUGUGUGUCGAGCCGCCCUCUGCUCGUAUUCCGCGACACAUUCGCGUCGUUCCCGUCUGUGGAGCUACACUCUCUGACUACCAACGACAUACGGUCCUAUGUAACCGAUCGCCUGAACGGGAACCAAAGCCUGAUGGAGCUAAACGUCUUGCGGCCUUCGUUUGCGCUUGAUGUCGAAAAGGAAAUACUGGCCAAAGCAGACGGCGUCUUUCUCUGGGUACGGCUUGUACUUGAUGUCCUCAUCCGAGGACUUAGCGACAGAGAUACUGUGGACGAGCUGCUUCACAAGCUGCGGAGUAUGCCGAAGCAGCUUGGGGGUAAGAAGGGUCUUUACAUGGCCAUGCUCCUAAACCUCCCGGUUGCCUAUCGCAAACAAAGCUACGAAUAUUUUCAGAUCUUGCAGCACGCUGAAGAAGAUCUCGACCCUCUGGUGCUAUCCUUUGCAAUAGAGGAUCCUCAAAUCGUGUUUACGACUCCUAUAGGACACUCUGUCCCACAAAGUGAAACGGAUAUCCGCAGAAAACGCACCAUGGACCGGCUCCUGAGUCGCUGCGGAGGUCUUCUAGAGAAGACGACAAAUAGCGACAGGAAAAACCCAUUACCGCGCGUCGACUUCAUCCAUCAGACUGCAAAGGAGUUUGUCAAGAAGCGAAGAAACUGGGAGUAUCUGCUACAGACCAGUGACAUUGCCAAUUUUGAUGGAUCUCUCGCGUUGCUCCGAGCGUCCGUUAUGAUGUUGAAGUGCUCAAAGGCACGGAACUUGCUAAGAUCGUCUAACGACCGCUGGUACAAGCUCCAUGUGUGUCUUCAAUAUGCUCGUGCCGCUGACCUCAUGUCGGCGGCCCAGACCGCCGAGCUUCUCUUGCUGAUAGACAAGACCAUGUUUUCCUUCAAACAGGCCGACACAUAUUUCCAUACCACACAUCCUCAACAAGGCCGAUAUAGUGGGGUUCCAAAUUUUGACGAUAUGCUCUCCAACUAUCAUACCAUUACGCAAGGCAGGACUAUGAGGCAAAAGACCGAAUACAUGUCAGAGCACUGGGCUGUUAACGACCCAUUUGAGACUGAUACGUUCAGUGACAAGAACUUUAUUGCCGUUGCGGUCCAAAACAACUUGGGCAAUUUCUUACGACUGGCAAGCAAAAACGGGAAGAUCGUCCAGAAGCUCUUUCAAACAAAAUAUCCCUUAUUGGCCUACGCACUGGUGCCCUGCAGCUUCAAGAACCAGUUUUUUGAUUUCGAACUGAAACGGUACCAGUCGCUGCCUAAUGUCACACAUGUGCUCCUUGAGCUGGGGCUGAACCCGAACGAGAAAUAUACAAUACCCUCUCUCCCUGUGUGGACAGUCUGGGAAGGAUUCUUAACCAUUGGUUAUUAUAACCUAGGAGAAUUGCCGCUGCUCCCGAUGGACUACCACGAGAAAGAUGACAAGGAAAUCUUUCGAAUCUGGUUAGGGAAUGCUCGCUUCCUCGUCCAGCAUGGAGCUGACGUUAACGCGACGGUUGACUCCUGGAAAGCCCCGUUGCUUUUGAGUUCCAGGCAAUACCGACGCUUGUCAGCUCUUUUCUGCGUCAUCCUGUGUCUGUGGCACACGUAUAAACACCAAAGCUGGCACGAGGGUUUACUAGAGAUGAUGGUCGAAAAAGGGUUUAGUCUACUGCAGGGCGAGCUUAACGACCUCCUGGAGCUGGCGGGUAUGUUCAAUGUUCAGCAGCCUUUUGUGCAAGGCGUUUUAGAAGCACUUGCAGCAAAGGCGAUAGAGAAUCCGCAGAGAGCGGUUAGAGGUGGCGCGUUGCCGCAAGACACGGUGCCUGCCGGCUUAGUCCAAACUUUAGGGCUAUUAUCAGUGGAGAACCAUCUCGCCCCUUUAACUUCUACCCAGAAUUCGAGUGGAAUACAGAGUACAAGGGCAGACUCUGUAAUAAAUGAGUGGACCGGUCCGGGAGUGGAGACAGAAGAGCUAGCAAGGCGGCGCGGCCUGAAGCGGGUGGGCAAGGGGUUUAAGCGGUUAAUCGGGCGGUAA
Messenger RNA from Sporothrix schenckii 1099-18, 2700 nucleotides. RefSeq lists its product as uncharacterized. NCBI's taxonomy places the organism in Eukaryota, Fungi, Ascomycota, Sordariomycetes, Ophiostomatales, Ophiostomataceae. The coding region runs from base 1 to 2700 and encodes 899 amino acids. The transcript has a single exon. The record is from RefSeq and is a predicted model, not a curated record.